AUGAAGUAUCUUUGCCUCCACGGUGCCAUUGGCAAUAUCGAAAACAUCAGUAUCCAACUGUCCCCCUUGCAGAAGGAAUUGGAGACAGAUAAUGCCGCAUCAUUCGUCUACAUCAAUGCGCCAGUACCAAUAACCCCUCCAGAAGGCUUCGAUGAGUACUUUGGUGUCGGUCCGCAUUACCGGUGGGCCGACGACGGUGGUCAAGCUGCAGAUUCAAUGAUCAGUCGGGUUCGGACCAUUCCCGAUGGGCAAAACCCAGAGGACGUGAUGCGCGAACUGAAAGGUGAUCGCGACGUGGUCUGGAACAACUACGGCCAGGUGAUGGAGUACCUCGACACGGCGAUCGCCAACGACCCCGAUAUCCAUGGCAUCAUUGGUUACAGUGAAGGCGCCGCGAUGGCCUCGACCUAUAUUCUGGAUGAGGAAAGGCGGUUCAACGAGAGUGGGCGACCGCGUCGCAUCAAGUCCGCCAUGUUCAUCACCGGGUGGCCCCCGAUGAACCCGAAGGACGGUAUCCUCCUUGCGGACGAAUGCGACGUGAUGAUCGAUGUGCCUACUCUGCAUGUUGUGGGAGCCAACGAUCCAUUCCGUCAUGGCGCCUUCGCCUUGUACAAUGUCUGUGAUCCCGAUUCGGCGAUAUUCUUCGAUACGGGCAAAGGACACACCAUUCCACGCUCUGGAUUGGUGAUCCAGGAACUGGCCGACGCGGUCCGGGCCUUGGUCAAGAAGGGCAAUGGCGAGGAAGAGUAG
This is a messenger RNA of Penicillium chermesinum, 750 nucleotides long. Its product is annotated as DUF341 family oxidoreductase. The coding region runs from base 1 to 750 and encodes 249 amino acids. Lineage: Eukaryota; Fungi; Ascomycota; Eurotiomycetes; Eurotiales; Aspergillaceae. The transcript is spliced from 5 exons. Gene Ontology annotation, cellular component: cytoplasm; nucleus. The record is from RefSeq and is a predicted model, not a curated record.